GCGCGCGAGGCUCGGGGGAGGCGCGCUCGAGCUCCCGGCGGCGACGACUACGACGACCAGGAGAGCGGUCGGAGGCGGCGCCUGAAGCAGCGGCGGAGCCCAUGCCCCGGGACGGCGGGCGGGCCCGGAGACACAAGCCCGGGGUCCGGGACAUGUCCCCGGGGCCCCCGUGAGGAGGCGGCGGCGGCGGCGGCGAUGGAGAUCCCGCCGCAGGAGGCGCCGCCCGGGGCGGGCGCGGACGGCGACGCCGAGGAGGCCCCCGCCGAGGCCCCAUCUCCCAGCCCCGCAUCGUCCCCCGCCGACGGGCGCCUCAAGGCUGCGGCCAAGCGCGUCACGUUUCCCUCCGACGAGGAUAUCGUGUCCGGAGCGGUGGAACCCAAAGACCCCUGGAGACACGCCCAGAAUGUGACCGUGGAUGAGGUCAUCAGUGCCUACAAGCAAGCCUGCCAGAAGCUGAACUGCAGACAGAUCCCCAAGCUCCUCCGGCAGCUCCAGGAGUUCACAGACCUCGGACACCGCAUCGACUGUCUGGACCUGAAAGGUGAGAAGCUCGACUACAAGACCUGCGAGGCCCUGGAAGAGGUCUUCAAGAGGCUGCAGUUCAGGGUCGUGGAUCUGGAGCAGACGAACCUGGAUGAGGAUGGUGCUUCGGCCCUCUUUGACAUGAUUGAGUACUACGAGUCAGCCACCCACCUCAACAUCUCCUUCAACAAGCACAUUGGCACCCGGGGCUGGCAGGCCGCUGCCCACAUGAUGCGCAAGACGAGCUGCCUGCAGUACUUGGACGCCCGAAACACGCCCCUGCUGGACCACUCCGCGCCCUUUGUGGCCCGCGCCCUGCGUAUCCGCAGCAGCUUGGCAGUGCUGCAUCUGGAGAAUGCCAGCCUGUCGGGGCGGCCCCUCAUGCUGCUUGCCACGGCACUGAAGAUGAACGUCAAUCUUCGGGAGCUCUACUUGGCCGAUAACAAGCUCAACGGCCUGCAGGACUCGGCCCAGCUGGGCAACCUGCUCAAGUUCAACUCCUCCCUGCAGAUCCUGGAUCUCCGGAACAACCAUGUGCUGGACUCAGGUCUGGCCUACAUCUGCGAGGGCCUCAAGGAGCAGAAGAAGGGGCUAGAGACCCUGGUGCUGUGGAACAACCAGCUGACGCACACUGGCAUGGCCUUCCUGGGCGUGACGCUGCCUCACACACACAGCCUGGAGACACUGAACCUGGGCCACAACCCCAUCGGGAACGAGGGCGUGCGGAACCUCAAGAACGGCCUCAUCAGCAACCGCAGCGUGCUGCGCCUUGGCCUGACCUCCACCAAGCUCACGUGCGAGGGCGCGGUGGCCGUGGCAGAGUUCAUCGCUGAGAGCCCCCGCCUCCUGAGACUGGACCUUCGGGAGAACGAGAUCAAGACAGGCGGGCUCAUGGCACUGUCCUUGGCCCUCAAGGUGAACCACUCACUGCUGCGCCUCGACCUCGACCGUGAGCCCAAGAAAGAGGCGGUGAAGAGUUUCAUCGAGACGCAGAAGGCGCUGCUCGCAGAGAUCCAGAACGGCUGCAAGCAGAACUUCAUGCUGGCGCGCGAGCAGGAGGAGAAGGAGCAGCGGCUGCAGCUCUCCGCCUCCAUGCCUGAGAUCACCGUCACCGAGCCCCAGCCCGACGAGGAGCCCGGGGACGAGCCCACCACCAGGGCCCAGGAGAACGGGGCCACGGGCCCUGGUGCCAGGCCGGACUCAGACUCAGACUCAGACUCCGAGGAGGAGGAUGGGGAGGAAGAGGAUGGGGAGAGGGCUGAGGCCCCCUGCCCCGCCCUGGUGCCCCCCUCGGACUCCCUGGGCUCUGGGGACAGGAGCCCCCCAGGCAGCCCCUCCUCCCCCACCGAGCAGCGUAUUUCUGUGUCCAGCCCAGGCCGGGGCCACAAAGUGUUUGUGGUGACUCGGGUGGAGAGUCCUCCCGAGAGGGCAGAGCCCCCGGUUCCCCCCGUCCCUCUUUCCCCCCCUGCUCCUGCUUGUCCUCCCUCCCCACCUGCUUUAUCCCCCCCGCCCACCUCACCUGCCCUGCCACGGGCUGAGGCCGUCGGCACUCGGGACCCAGGGGUGUUGGAGCCUCAGUCACAGCUGGAGCUGCCUCAGUCAGGGUCACCGCUGCCCAACGGCCUGAAGCCUGAGUUUGCCCUCGCACUGCCCCCAGAGCCACCCCCGGGACCUGAGGCCAAGGUGGGCAGCUGUGGCCUGGAACAUGAACUGAGCUGCUCCAAGAACGAGAAGGAGCUCGAGGAGCUGCUUCUGGAAGCCAGUCAGGAAUCUGGGCAGGAGACACUGUGACACUUUAGGUGAGGUGGGGACAAGAGCCAGAGGGCAGGGGUUCUGGGGGCUGGCAGUAGAGCCCCUGGCUCUGACAGGCCCUCCCCCCUCUUCUCCCCAAGUUCCUUUUUUCCGGUCAGUCUUCGAUGAGCUGAGGCCAGAGCCAUGAGAAUCUGCUCAUCCUCAUCCCCAGCCCCAGCCUUCCUGAGGCCUGGGCCACCAGGGGUGUGGGGGGCCUUUCUGGGGACCCCUGCCCCCCACAGCAACACUACACAGAGCGCAGGAGCCGCAGGGAUUGGCCUCCCUGCCCUGUCUUAAGCACUAUCUCUGUGUCCAGCACUCGAAGGCUCUGGGCUGGGGGGAUGGGAGGAGCGCUCUCUCCGAGGACAUCAGCCACAAGGCUGGACGCCUUUUCCAGAUGGCCUGUUUGGCCAGGCUUGCCCCGUGGAGGGCAGGAGUCCUGGGUGGUGGUGGGAUGGCCCCCGGUGUCCCUGGGUGCAGGGCCAGGCAGGAGGCAUGACAAGGGAGGGGCGGUGAGCGGUGGUGGUGGAAAUUGGUAGAGCAGCCCCAGGCAGGGUGAGGGCCAGGGCUGGGGGUGGGGUGGGGGGGAGCUGGGAGCAGAGGAUCAGAGCUUUCUUUCUCUUAAGUGCAAUAAAUCUAUCAGGGAGCUGGGGUGGGGAGCAGCCAGGGUUCUAGAGACCCUGCUGUCCAGGCCCCUUGAAGCUGCGCCCUGAGAGGCACUACAACCCGUGGGGGGGGGGGGGGGGGGGGGGGGGGAGGGGGGGGGGGGGGGGGGGGGCUACUCCUGUUGGUGCAACUCUGUUCACACCUUUUCUAAUAAACCAGAGCUGGG
This is a messenger RNA of Enhydra lutris kenyoni (northern sea otter), 3145 nucleotides long. RefSeq names its product protein phosphatase 1 regulatory subunit 37. The coding region runs from base 196 to 2313 and encodes 705 amino acids. The transcript has 12 exons. Lineage: Eukaryota; Metazoa; Chordata; Mammalia; Carnivora; Mustelidae. Gene Ontology annotation, molecular function: protein binding. The record is from RefSeq and is a predicted model, not a curated record.